CCUGUCCCGUCCCGCCGCCGCCGCCGCGGCCCCGCCGCCCCCCGCCCCCCGCCCCGCCAUGGCCUCCGCGGGCGGCGGCGCCGGCCCCGCCGAGCCGGAGCGGCCGCACCCCAAGCCCUUCCUCAUCGGCGUCAGCGGCGGCACCGCCAGCGGCAAGUCCACAGUAUGCGAGAAGAUCAUGGAGCUCUUGGGCCAAAACGAGGUGGACCAUCGCCAGCGCAAGGUCGUCAUUCUCAGCCAAGACAGGUUCUACAAGGUGCUCACCACCGACCAGAAGGCCAAGGCACUGAAGGGGCAGUACAACUUUGAUCACCCAGAUGCUUUUGAUAACGAUUUGAUGCAUACAACCUUGAAAAAUAUUGUUGAGGGGAAAACAGUUGAGGUACCAACCUAUGACUUCGUGACCCACUCUAGGCUGGCAGAGACAACAGUGGUUUAUCCAGCUGAUGUUGUUCUUUUUGAGGGGAUCCUGGUCUUCUACAGUCAAGACAUUAGGGACAUGUUCCAUCUCCGGCUCUUUGUCGACACAGAUUCAGAUGUCAGGCUGUCCCGCAGAGUUCUGCGAGAUAUGAAACGUGGCAGGGACCUUGAGCAGAUCCUCACCCAGUAUACGACGUUUGUCAAACCUGCCUUUGAGGAAUUCUGUUUACCGACAAAGAAGUACGCAGAUGUGAUCAUCCCCCGAGGCGUGGACAACAUGGUUGCUAUAAACCUCAUAGUGCAGCACAUUCAAGACAUCCUGAAUGGAGACAUCUGCAAGUGGCAGCGAGGAGCAAUGAAUGGACACGGUCGGACCUACAAGCGCCCAUUCCCUGAACAAGCAGAGAACAGCAACGUGCUAGCAGCUGGCAAACGGUCACAUCUGGAGUCCAGCAGCCGUCCGCACUAACCUGCCAGAGUCUGGUCUGGAUCAGAGGCAAAUCCUUCAAUGCCCAAGAAAAUUUUGGGAAGGAAAAACUAUUAACAAAAUGGUUUGUGAAGUGCCCUUUAAAUGGGGGCAGCAGCAGGGAUACUGGUGUACAGAGAGGAGAAGAAGAAGUUGGACUACUGCCCCUCUCCCUGCCGAAACCCCUCCCCUUUCUCCCCAGGAUGUCUGGGUCUAUUAUGUUACUCCUUGAACUGGUUAGAGGCAGUUCUACUUGCCUUUUUUUUUUUAAUUUUCAAAAUGGCAUCUAAUGCUGUGAAGUUUCCCCUGAAAGUUAAGCGCUACCACGUGUUUUAUGAGAUAUCCUAUUUCCCUGAUGCUGCUCUACCUUAGCAGGAAAAUUAGAUGCCUGUUUUUUUCUAAAAGGAAAACAGUUUCUCUGGCCAAGACAAGCUCAGACCCUGUUAAUUUAAACAAGUAGGUACAGUCUUCUCCAUCUGCUCUUUGGGGCCUUGAGACCUAGUUCUGGCAUUGUUUCCUGCUGGCCAGCCCCCUUUAUCACCUGUAUAGCAGCUGUGGAGCAGGAGGCCGGACCUCAUGAACACAAGUGUAGAGGAAUCUCAUCCCCAAGUUAGAGGUGAAACAAAGGCUCUCCAGGACAAAAGGGAACGUGCAGUUCAUCAAGAGGACAGGCUCGAGAAGCAGUGCGAUUCUGGUUCAUAAUCUGUUACUUCCAAAGUUCCUGAACAUUUGCUACACUGUAUGUAGGUGAGGCUUUCAUUUUUGUACCCAGAUAGAGUCUCCUUUACUAUAGUUAUUAAAUAGUGAGCUCCAACUGGAUUGAGUUGCUCAUGGAAAAAAGAAGCCUGACCUUGUCAGUUUUAGUGGCUUUGAGGACAUUUCUGUACUGCUGGUUGCAGGGUCUGCUGGGCAGAAUCCAUCCACUUACAGAACGGGGUAGUUAAAUCAGCAAAGGGGAAAGACGUGAACUGCAAGACCCUCCUUCUGAUAGUCUAAACAACUAUCUGGACAUGUUUCUACCCUCAAGUAGAGUCAAAAUGCUUACCUUAUACUUGAGCAGUUUUAAACUCAUGAAUGUUCUGGUUUUCUAAAAAGAGCAGACGAGGCUGGAAAUAUAGACAGUGAUAUCCCUAUUUCUGCAAUUUACCCCAGAUAAAGUGAUACAACAGCAACAUAGUUUCUGGAAAACUUCUGGAAUGAAGUGUCAGUUGGACCUUUAAAAUGUCUAUGUUGUAUCUUUCUGUCACUGAGUCUGCAUUUAAAGUAGUUCUAAUAAUGGGGGGGGGAGGGGGGAAAUGUUAUUAAGAGGAACUUUUUCGUAUUUGCUAGUUUUCUAAAAUGAAGGGCUGGCUGUGUUGGCUGUGGAUGUUUUGCUUUGUCUAAUAAACAAACAAACAAACAGUGA
Molecule: messenger RNA, 2291 nt
Organism: Dromaius novaehollandiae (emu)
Lineage: Eukaryota; Metazoa; Chordata; Aves; Casuariiformes; Dromaiidae
Gene: UCK1
Product: uridine-cytidine kinase 1
Exons: 7
Coding region: 59-889 (276 amino acids)
Cellular component (GO): cytoplasm
Molecular function (GO): ATP binding; ribosylnicotinamide kinase activity
Source: RefSeq, a predicted model, not a curated record